AUGCCUCUGAAUUCUGUGGUGCCCAGUAAUGGGAACCCUCUGAGUGCUACUCCGGUCCAGCCUUUCUCGUCAUGGCUCUUGAAUCAGCUCAUGGCGUUGCGAACACGGGCAAAAAUCUCCAAGCUUGGAAAAUAUUCGGCAAAACGCGUGGAGUCGCUUGAAAAAUACUGCCAGCAGACUUCCCCCUUACGAGUGAUACUGGUUUGUACUCUGAUGCCGUGGCCUGCAUUGAUACUUGAGCUCAUUGCCGAGUGGAUUCCUCUUCAAGACCCGUCAAGCGGCUGGAAGGCAAAUAUUGGGGCAUACAUCCGGCUUUUUAUUGCUAUUUCAGCAGCGGCAGGGGCAGCGCUCUUCCAGAUUCGCUCCACAAUACCGAGGCUCUCUCCGUUAAAAAUGGCAAUAAUUUCAGGCGGAGGUGGAUGCUGCGCGGUCGUAGUGACGGUGGUAGUCGCAAGAUUUUGGGUUUUUCCCGUUCCGUUCAGCUUCUUCAUCUUUGGACCAUGCGUCACUGUUACCUUUGUGAUAUUAUUACUCUUCUUAUUGAGGAACACAAGUGGCAGAGCUUCAAGAGAAGAGUUCCAAGGCUCUCUUCGGCAAAAGCUAUCUCUCAUCAUUGCUCAAGUUCUUCUGGCAACCGUCUACAUUACAUUCAAUGUUGGCUUUGCCAGGAGUUCAUCCCUGGGGCGAGUAGCUCUUGUCCUAUUCCUACCCGUGAUGAAGAUCUCAUUGAAACACUUGCUAGCGCGGCUGGUCUUGGACAUCCCAGAAUCCAUCCCGACAGUCGUCGUCUUCACGGUCGACGUCUUCAACGGAUUGUACACUUCGAUAUGCAUGCAAUCUUCAGGAUCCUGGUACACAUCCCUUUUGAUGAUUUUC
This is a messenger RNA of Phytophthora sojae, 876 nucleotides long. RefSeq lists its product as hypothetical. The transcript has a single exon. The annotation marks the transcript as partial. The record is from RefSeq and is a predicted model, not a curated record. Lineage: Eukaryota; Oomycota; Peronosporomycetes; Peronosporales; Peronosporaceae.